Brienomyrus brachyistius is the source of this 1660-nucleotide messenger RNA. RefSeq lists its product as uncharacterized. Lineage: Eukaryota; Metazoa; Chordata; Actinopteri; Osteoglossiformes; Mormyridae. Gene Ontology annotation, biological process: Arp2/3 complex-mediated actin nucleation. Gene Ontology annotation, cellular component: actin cytoskeleton; Arp2/3 protein complex. Bases 203 to 1276 code for a protein of 357 amino acids. The transcript is spliced from 10 exons. Gene Ontology annotation, molecular function: actin filament binding. The record is from RefSeq and is a predicted model, not a curated record.
CCCCACUCUUAUCAAGAGCCAGGAGCCUCUGCUUGCCGGGGUUACUUCAGUUUGUGUCGACUGCCCAGAGUCCAUGAACUGAAACACCCACUCCCAGUGAAGAGGAGAGCUGAGCUUGCACCCCAACACCCAGCAAGGCAUUAAAAGUCCCAGAGAAGAGAACCUCCAACAGCACAGCAUUCCGGAGUCUCUCUGUUGAAACAUGUCCCUCUACAGCUUUGGACUGGAGCCGGUGUCCUGCCACGCCUGGAACAAAGACCGCACACAAAUUGCCAUAAGCCCCAACAGCAGUGAGGUGCACAUCUACCAGAAGAGCGGGAAGGACUGGAUCAAAAUCCAUGAGCUGACCGAGCACAGCGGCCGCAUCACAGGCAUUGACUGGGCACCAGAGUCCAACCGCAUAGUGAGCUGUGCCUCGGACAGGAACGCCUAUGUGUGGACCCUGAAGGAGGGCGCAUGGAAACCCACGCUGGUGCUGGUUCGCAUCAACAGGGCCGCCACUUGUGUCAAAUGGUCCCCGCAGGAGAACAAGUUCGCCCUGGGCAGCGGGGCCAAGCUGAUUUCCGUAUGCUAUUUCGAGAAAGAAAAUGACUGGUGGCUCAGUAAACACAUCAAGAAAACCAUCUGCUCCACUGUGCUGAGCCUGGACUGGCAUCCCAACAAUGUGUUACUGGCGGCUGGCUCUGCGGACCUUCAUUGCAGGAUUUUCUCCGCCUACAUCAAGGACAUCGAAGAGAGGCCAGGACCCACACCCUGGGGGGCCAAGAUGCCUUUCGGGGAGAUGCUCCUGGAGCAAAGGGACUGUGGCGGCUGGGUGCACGGCGUGAGCUUCUCUCCAUCUGGCGACCGCCUGGCUUGGGUUAGCCACAACAGCAGCAUCGGUGUGGUCGACGCCCCCAGUGGUAAAGAAGUCACCCAACUGGCCACGGAGCUCCUCCCCCAACUGAGCGUCCUGUUUGUCAGUGAGACGGAGAUAGUGGCGGCGGGUCACGACUGCUGCCCUUUCCAGUACUCCUACAAGGGCCCCAGGGAGCUGAGCUUGGUGAAGAAGCUGGACGUCCCCAAGCAGGCGUCUCGCGGCGGCCUGUCGGCCAUGCAGCACUUCCGUAACCUGGACAAGAAGGCCAUAACCGAGGAGGAGCAGAACGAGCUGGAGAGCCUGCACCAGAACUCCAUCACCCAGCUGCGCAUCGUGGAUGGACCCAAGACCAAGGUCGGCAGGUUCAGCAGCGUGGGCCUGGAUGGGGCCGUGGUCGUUUGGGACUUCAAGCACUGAAAGCGGAGGGAGGGGCGUGCUGUUUGCCGUUCAUCAUCUGCUGUUGGGAUUGCUACUCGCCAUUUAAAGGGUCUGUAAAGACUGAUAAACCAGGAACAGCAUUUAAAGUGCUUUCACUUAAAACUCAAACGCCUAAUUCAAAUACACAGUCAGUACGUUAAAAAAUAUGAACAGAAAAUGAGAUCAGUAAGCUAGCAUGUGUAUUCAACAAGGAACAGAAAAACAGAAAAUAUCAAUAAAUUAUUUACAGCUUUUUACUUAUUGUUCAUCUUUCACUCUGUUUGAAUUUGUAUGCAUGAAUACUUUCUGUUUUUACUGCAACAGGAAAUUUUAUUUGAAAGUUCAAAUUUAAUUGUAGAAUAAACAAAUCUUUGCACUGCGGAA